AGUUUGUACUCUUUCUUGUAGGCAAUGUCUAACUUGCACAGUGUGAGGAGGUCUCAAAAAUAUUGCUUGAAGCUGCCACAGCACAUGUGAAAUCACAAAUGUUUAUUGCUGAAUUGUCUUUUUUUUUUUUGCUGUCCCCUUGCAGAUCCUGGUGUGUCUGGAAUCUCCAUUGAAACAGAUAACAAAAAUGUAAAAGCAGAGGAGUUUAAAGAGGCUAUUCUUAGUUGCAAACACAAAUUUUCGAAAGGGAUGAGUUUAAGAAUAGAGUGGAAGAAAAUCCAGUCUCAAGGAGUCUCAUUUGUCUACUACAAUAGUGAAUUUACAGGUGAUCUUCGAGGCCGAGCAGAGAUGCUGAAUACAGGAAUCCGAAUUAGGAACGUGACUAGAAGGGAUUCCGGGACCUACCGCUGUGAAAUCAGUGCCAAGAGUGAAGAGGGGCAACGCCUGGGAGAGGCUACUAUUACUCUCACAGUAUUGGUUGCUCCAACUACUCCAGUGUGUGAGGUACCCAGCUCCGCAAUGACAGGAACGGUUGUGCAGAUGAGUUGUAAGGAAAAUGAGGGCUCCCCUCCAUCUGAGUACCAGUGGUACAAGAAUGGUGUUGCCUUGCUGGAGAAGACAGGAACAGGAAGUGCUAGAGCAGCAAAUAUAACUUACACCAUGAAUAAAAAGUCUGGCACUCUGCUGUUUAAUACAGUUACAAAGAAUGACACUGGAGAGUAUUUCUGUGAAGCCUCCAAUGGGAUUGGAUUAUCUCAGAAAUGCUCAGUGAAGCGAAUGCAAGUUGAUGACCUUAAUGUAAGCGGUAUCAUUGUGGCUGUAGUACUUGUGGCUCUGGUGAUAGUGCUGUGUGGCCUUGGAGUAUUCUAUGCCCAAAAAAAGGGCUACUUUGCAAAGGAAAGUUCUUCCCAAAAGAAGAUGAACUAUCAAUCUACAAGUGAAAAGGCAAGGCUUUUGUGUUCACUAGUGUGUUUUAAAUGCUUUAAAUAUCUUCAAAGUUCCUUAGAUCUGUAAUGUCUUUUCAUAUAUACAAACUCUUCACUCCUGCUGUGCCCGUACCUGGUGACACAUUAUCUGUCUGCAUUUACAGCUUCCUAUUGCAUGGUCUUAAGUGUAACGCAGCUGCAGCACUUUGCUCCAUACUUUGCAUCUUCUUGUACAUAUUGAUUAACUAACUGAGACACAGUCCAAGACAGCAAUGAGAGAAAGAUUGGGCCCUAACUCUUAUAAGAAUAAUGUGGGUCAAAAGCCUUGACUAAAUAUGGAAGCUGAAUUUACUACUUCUACGCCCACUUCCUUGAGUCAGCUCAAAGGGCUUUAACUACAUCUACAUCAUUUCAGCUUUUCACAUUGGUGCAAAAGGAAUAAAACUUCAACAAGGAGUGACUUAAUAUCACUAUCUACAGUUUAAGGACAAGAGGAGUUAAAGUAGCAUGAGUAAUACCGAUGUAACUUUAAAAGAUCACUGAACGACACCCAUUUUCUUAAUCAAAACAAAACAUACUAAAUUGCAUAAGCUUAAUCCUUGACCUAGUAUGUAUAUAAGAAAUUUCCUGAAACCAGCUAUCUGUUUGCUCUGAGUGAGAAAGAUAAAGCUUUGAAGAGCUAUGGUAUCUGUUUAUCAUUGUUAAUGCACUUAAAAAUCAGAUGCUCUGAACAGAGCUGUUUGAUACCUGUAUUUAUGAAUAGGUUGCUACUUCUGUGUAGAGUGCAUUUUGUAGACCUCCUGUCUCAGAAAAGAACAUUUACUAACAGUACAUCAGACACAUUUCUUGUCAAGCUCAGUGCCUUAGUUUCUUCUGAAAUGUACACUAAAUAUUAACCUGCUUAAAGUCUUUGAACUGUUAUUUAUUGUAACCUUGUUUGCUUCAUUUAGGAUUUCAAGCAUACCAAGUCCUUUGUUAUUUAGAAGAUUUCAGCCUCUGUGAGGGACAUCAAAUUACUACUUGUUAUACAAAAGUAUCAAUGUCCUGAUUUCAGCUGGGAUAAUUUUCUUCAUAGUAGCUGUGUUUUGGAUUUAAUAUGAGAAUAAAGUUGAUAACACACUGAUGUUUUAGUUGCUGCUGAGUAGUGCUUACUCCAAGUCAAGGAGUCCUCAGAUUUCCAUGGUCUUCCAGUGAGGAGGUGCAAAAGAAGCAGGGACAGAGCACAGCUGGGACAGCUGAUCUGAGUUGUCCAGAGGGAUAUGCAUAGAAUCACAGAAUCAUCAAAUAAGCUGAGUUGGAAGGGACCCAUCAGGAUCAUGAAGUCCAACACCUGGCCCUGCACAGGACACCCCAAGAAUCACACCAUGUGCCUGUCACAUUGUCCAAACGCUUCUGGAACUCAAACAGGCUUGGUGCUUGGUGACUGCCUCCAUGCCAGAACAUCACGCCCAGUAUUAAAACUGGGGAAGUUGGCCAGGAGGAGCCAGCUGCUGCUGGGGGACAGGCUGGUCAUCAGUCAGUAAGAGGUGAGAAACUGUUGUGCAUCACUUGCCUUUCUUGGGCUUUACUCCUCUCUCCUUUUCACUACAAUUCAUAUUAUUGUUGUUAUUAUUGUCAUUAGUAUUAUUAGUAUUUUAUAUUACUUUGUUUCAAUUAUUAAACUGUUGUUCUCUCAACCCACCAGUUUUACUUUUUUUUCCCCCAGUUUUCCCACUGGGCUGGGGUGGAGACAGUGAGCAAGCAGCCACAUGGGGCUUGGCUGCUGGCUGAGCUGCUGGCAGUUCUUUUUGGCACCCAGUGUGCGACUCAAAAGGUUGAGAUAAAAGCAGAUCUGACUAGAGCAUGUUAGAACAAGUUUGUUAUAAGCCUUCAUUGUAUUGGUUUACUAGUUUGCUGGCCACCAUAUUGACUCAUUUGCUCUAGGCCUGGGCUAAGGUUACCACUGUGUUGUUCUGUAUUGUACUGGCUUGUGAAAUGAUAAAAUGGCUGUUCAUGAGCCUGUCUGGUGCGUGUCCCCACUGUCCUUUGGGAGCCAUCUGGUGGAAACUAUCCACAGUUACAUCUACUGCCUUUUACCCUCAGAGAGCCAACCCACGGCAAAAACACCUUCCUUCCCCUCCAGGAUGAUUACAAUAGCAUUUGAGAAUUUUGAAGACUUCACAUAUCCUGUGACUACCCUUGAAACCAACCUGGUCCUUUUGGUAACAAUCAGUAUGUUGCAUAUGGUUUAGGCCUUCUUUAGGGUUAAGAAAAGAUCUGUGGCAACCAAAACCCCACCAACAUGUAUUGUACCUACAAAAACUUCAGUAACAGGUCAACAAGAGGCAACCACUCAAUCCUUAUUUCUGAGUGAGCUGAAGGAUAUACACAAGUAUUUCAGCUGUUGUCCUGAUGAGCAUACUACCAGCUAGCUGUUCCAAUGCUGGGAUAAUGGGACUAACAGACUGGAAUUAGAGGGCAGGAAUCACUUUGUAAGAAAACAAGCAUUUACAAACUGAUGGCAACAGAGACAUAAGUCCCCAACCACUGGAAGCGAGUCCUGUCAAGCCUGAAGGACAGGUAUCCUUACAAGAAUGAUACUACAUGUCACCAUGCAAGUAGAAGAUAUCCAAUACUUGAGGGAAUUGGCCAUGCUAGAGAUUUAUUUUGACCUGGACAAUACAAGGUUUCCCACAGAUCGACCAAUUCCUCUGCAUAUGACCCAUGUGGUGGAAGUUUGUAGAGUGUACCAAGACACACACCAACCCACUGAUGUUAAUCUGAAAAGACAUCACACCACCAUCUGUGGAUACAGUGGCUUGCCAUUGCUGGGAAUUUGAAGACCUCUUUUCCUCUCAUCUGUAGAGAAACUAUCAGAUAAACUGUCCUAGAAGUUUCAGCAGUUCAAGAGGUUAUGUUCUAUUCCUCUUCUCUACAGACCCAUGCUAAUGAGAGUAAGUGUUGGCUCAAGAGGGAGGAUAUGGAAGGUACACACCAUGGGAUACUCUGGGAGUUUAGCUGAGAGACCACAGAGAAGGCAUGAAGAAUUGGGAUGGGAGACCUACCUUGACCCUAGAGACAUGAAUUGUAAGGAAAACAAUCCCAAAUGGGGGUUCUUCCAGGAAAGCUGCUACUCCCAUCUCCAGUGGAUGGUUUCCCAGGCAGAGUGGAAGGGCUGAAUUUCCUCCUGAUCCUAUGGAAAGAAAUUCUAAUCCAUUUCUUCAAAAAGUAAGAAUGCAGGUUUAGAUGUGGAUUUUUUGAAAAUGCAUACUCCAAACUAGUCUGACUGUAAGCCCUCUUUAUCAAGUGAUUCAGAAGAAUGAUUUCACAUGGGGCCCUGAGCAACACCAAGCUUUUGACCAGAAUAAACUAGAAAUACUUGGAAAACAGUCACAGACACUUGGGCCAAGGAACAUGGCAUUUAGUGGGUAUAUUGUGUCAUGCACCAGCUGAGAAAACCACAUGAUCCAAUGGACUGUGAGACUACACUGAGAGCAAUGGCCAGGGGGAACCUUCAAACAUGGGGAUGCACAUUGGCAAAGACCACCUGGUGAAUGGGCACUAGAAGAUCUGCCAAGUGGGCUGGUUCUGCCCAAUCAAAACUUUUCCUGUAGGUGAGAAUAAAAUUCCUGUAGUGCAUAUGAAAACUGUCCUGCAGAAGACAGUCUGGGUUGUGCCUGCCUUGGACAAAGACAAACUCUUCUGUGGAAUUGUUUCUGCUGAAGGACUUGGGCACACUUUUUAAGACAGGAGGAUGGGCAAGUCUGGUUUGUGCAUUGAGUGAUGUUAAUUUCUGUGUAAUGCUGUGUAUUAGCACUUCUACGUCAACUGCAUGCCUACAAUUACACUGGGCACCUCAUGGUGCCUGUCUCCACCCCUCCAGUUUUGGGGAUCUGAACCCAGCUCCCCUGAACUGCCAUAUUAAGAAUGAACUUUGAUGUAACUGAACAAGCAGAGCAGUGACGGAAUCAGAACUGGCUUCAACAUGCAACAAUCCAACACCAGACACCCUCUUUCCUGUGACUGUCAUAAGCCAAAAGUCAUGGACUGAAUGAAUUCAGUAGACUUCUACUGGGAUUGUCUAUAGAUUAAGGAAAUGGUAUCUGUGUGUGCAUCUAUAAAAAGAUGGGAAAGGUGCUGGUAUAUUGGGAAGUGUGGGAUUCUGCGUGACAUAAAACAGAUGAUACUUUUCUGGUUUCAGCUGAGAGUUAAUUUUCUUCCUAGUAGCUGGUAUAGAGCUGGGUUUUUUUUUAAUUAGUAUUAGAAUAAUGUCAAUAACAUAAUAAUGUUUCAGUUGUUGCUCAGUAGUACUUACCCCAAAUCAAAGACUUUUCAGUGUCUGAUGCUCUGCCAGUGAGAAGGUGCUCAGGGAACAGGGCCAGGACCCUGACCUGAACUGGGCAAAGGGAUAAAACAUGAUGCCCAGUAUUUAAGCUGGGGGGAAGUUGGCUGGGAGGGGCCAUUUGCUGCUGGGGAACAGGCUGGGCAUCAGUCAGUGAGUGGUGAUGAGCACUUGUGCUCCUCAGGUUUUCUUUCUCUCUCUUUUUCCCAUAUUUUUACUUUGGUUCAAUUAUUUAAGUGCUUUAUCUCAACCCACUAAUUUUGUUUCUAAUUCCCUUCCCUACAGUAGGGGGAGGUGAUGGAGUGAGCCAGAGUCUAUGGGAUGCUUAGUUGCCAGCUAGGGUUAAACCAAAACAUCAAGUGAUCUUUUGACCUCUGCUCUGUAAAUAUUGUUUCCAUGUCUUACAUGCUGACAAUAGAAACUGCCAAUAUUUAGUCAACCUAGCUGUGAUGGCAUUUCAAAAAAACCCAACCCCCAAAUAAACUUAAAGACAAAUUAACUCGUAUAUUCUAUUUAGUUCUGUAUGAAAGCUUCUCAUUUUGUUCAUACGUACAUGCAGCAAUACAAGAUUCACUCUUGCAGCUUGGAACAAUCUAUUCAAAUAACUUUCAUAACGACCUCACUACUUGUCUCUCAGCCAUUGUCAGGGCUCAAUUUCUCCUGCAAUUCUGAUUUACUAGGACUUAAGAGAUGAUUUUGGCAAAUCUGAUACAGUUUCAAAGUGUGUAGAAGUAACCUCACUAUGCUGACAAAAUAAAUCUUCCUGUAACAAAAGCUCAAGCAGUGUUUCAGUGUUUAAUGUGGAAAUCUCUCUCUGUAGACUGCGUAUAUAGUUUCAUUCUAAAGAAAAAUCAUGUCAGUACAAUUCAAACUGUAGUAUGAAGACUCUUAACUGUCAAAGUGUUUAUGUAGUUUCUCAGAUAUAAUUAUUAUAAAUAAAUAGCUCCUCAGAAGCUAAAGUGUUUGUGUCAAUAGUUCAGUCACAGAAAUUCACACCU
This is a messenger RNA of Pyrgilauda ruficollis (rufous-necked snowfinch), 6245 nucleotides long. RefSeq names its product junctional adhesion molecule 2 (gene JAM2). The record is from RefSeq and is a predicted model, not a curated record. The transcript is spliced from 8 exons. Gene Ontology annotation, cellular component: cell surface; protein complex involved in cell adhesion; tight junction. Gene Ontology annotation, biological process: leukocyte tethering or rolling. Bases 250 to 1014 code for a protein of 254 amino acids. Lineage: Eukaryota; Metazoa; Chordata; Aves; Passeriformes; Passeridae.